Blepharisma stoltei is the source of this 980-nucleotide messenger RNA. The record is from the annotation of a GenBank genome assembly. Lineage: Eukaryota; Ciliophora; Heterotrichea; Heterotrichida; Blepharismidae.
AUGAUCCUGCUGUUUUUAAUAAGCGUAGCUUUGGCGCAGCAGACGACCCCUAUAAAGCCUGUAAACUUUAUUUAGGAAGCCGUUCUAAUCGACCCAGUGCCCAGAAAAGACACUUCCGGAAAAACCAUGGAAGAUCCUCCAUGUGGAGGCCGAGGAAAAGGUUUAGCACAUACAUUAGCGGAGCCAGGGCAAUAUCACCCUGUGACCUGAAUGAUAGUUCACCCUGCAGAGACUGGAAACUGCACCCUUCGACUUACAUCAGGGACAGAUUUCAAUAAAUAUGUAACAUUGGCUCCAACUGAUAACUCAGCAGAUGGAUCAGGGUGGUUUCCAUGUGGAAGAAAAGAGCUUUAUCAUGAAAGCAAAACUAUUCCAUUUAUUAUAAAAAUAAUUUAUUAUAUAGAAAAAAUAAGGUAUUUAUAGAGAAAAGAUAUAUAGUAUGCUAGUUUAUAAUGAAUAAAUUAUUUUAUAUACUAUAAAUACUAGCCCUGCAAUAAUUGUGGUAAAUAGUAUUUCCUGAUCAUUUUACAUGCGAUGAAUGCACUUUGCAAUGGAUUUGGAAAACUUAUAUUGGAACUUUUUAUCAAUGCAGCGAAAUUCAAGUCAGAUCCACGAAUAGCAUGGCUUGUUUUGGGAAAUGCAAGAAUGGAGGAGUUUGUGCUGAUGGGAACUGUGAAUGCCCGGUUGGGUUUUCAGGACAGUUUUGCCAAGAUGCCGCAGAAGAAAGCCAAGAGGAAAAUAUUAAUGUUGUGGGAUAUUUAAUUACAUUUUUGAUUUUUGUGAUUGUUUGUAGUGCACUUGCAACAAUCGUAUACUAUUUCUUCAAUCAAGAUAAAAUUCCACCACAAGCUCAAAAAUUUUUAAGGGCAAAUUGUCAGUGGUGUUUGAGAAAAGAAGCAAUAAUAGAAGAAGAACAGAGGGAAGAAAGGGAAAGCGAGCCGCCUGUAGUACAGAGAGAAAGAUUAGUCAUUAACGUAUAG